GAUAAGGGUCCCCAAAUGCAUGUGAUUGUGGCCUUCGUGCCUUCCAGUGCGAACUGCCCAGAGAGCUUCGGCUCUUGGGCUGCUAUGGAAUUGUAAGUGAUAAGAUUCAGAUGAACUCCAGUCUCGGAUGUCGAGGUGGGGUGAAGUAAAGUGUGCCGUGCAAAUGCGUGGUUUUGUGGCCAGUGGUGAAGACGGAGGGGGGCUGCCGGAGUGUGGAAGUCUGGAGGAGUCUGGAGGAGUCUGAACUGCGCGCGCGCCUGUUUCGUGUUCUUGCGUAUUUUAUAUAACAUACAGCGGGCGGGGGAGUGUUGGGAAUUAUAGCCGAACGCAUCUGGUGGGCGGCAGGUUGGGGAAAGCCGAUAUAGAGCCCCCUUCCAUUAUUCCUGCCUCCGUUCUAUUAGAUUUUACAGUUUUAUUGUUGAAAAUAAGUGAAACAUAACUGUUCGAAGAAGAGUAAGGUAGAAAUCGAUAUGUAAGUAGACUAAACAAAUAAUGCAUGCUGAGAACAACGGUGUACAUAAAUAGGGCUGCACUCCUGUAGGUACCUAUUUAUUCAUUACAUUAAUGUCUUACCUUUUGCUCUAAGGGGACCAAGAUGACAUGCAUGAUCCUUUUCUUCCUCCUCCUCAUUUUAUAUUCACAGUGAUCCUCUGAGGUGGUUUGGACUGAGAGAGUCAGUGAUGGUCCCAAAGUAGUGAGUUACAGGGCCAAGGAGACUUGAUAUAGGGUCCCAAUCCAGAAUUCUAACCGUUAUAUAAUACUAGUUGUCUUACCUGGGAGUAAGACUGAUUGAACUCAGUGGGGUGUAUUCCUUAGUAGACAUGUGCAGGUUUGUGCUUUAAGAGACCAAUGCAACCAAAGUAAAUUAAAUCUAUUCCAGCAUUGGGUCACUGGGCUAAUUUCCAUGUAGUCUUUAAACAACAGCAGUGGCUGCACUUGACAUUAGCGCUAUCGAUGGUUGUGCUCCAAGCUGUGCCAUCAAGAGCACUCUGGUAGGUUGUGCUGGGUUUGCCAGGUGGCUUGCCCUAAUCAUUUGAGCCUGGCAUUAGGUGGUUGGAUAGAAUAAUUGUUUACCCUUAAUGCUGUACUUGCAUUUUCAGUGAGCUGAGUUCUUAAAUCUAGCUUCUGAAAGCUUUCUUUGUUAUCUGGUUGUUUGUAUUUUGCUAAUUUUGUAUUGCCCUUCCCUGAAGUGCAUUGUUAUUCUAAUAUCCAGAAUGAUCUGAUGAUGUAAUUGAGAUUAGUUGUGUGUUUAGUAGCAAGUGCAUAGGCUUAUGAUUAUGCCACUAUUAUACAAGGGUUUGCUGAUGUUUAGUGGUCACCAUUGCAGAUUACAAAAUCUAGCCUAAUUUAAUAUGUGAACUAUUUUGUAAAUAUUCUCAGAGCAUCAUAUAGUAAGGUGUGCUCAUAUUGCAUGUACAGCGUCUAUAAUUCAAUAGGUAAUGUUUAGAAGGAAUGCCAAAUUGUAUCUGCUGCCUUUAUAAACUCAUUAUAUUUUGUUCUCAAACAAGUUGAAUAUUAUGUGUUUUAAAGAUUUUUAUGGUCUAUUGGAACAAUUGUUUUCAAGAAAUACUACACCUGGUAAUUUUCAUUUAUUAUGGAUUGUGAUAUCUUGGCCAUCUGCCACUUGAUCCUGUAUAUGUUUACUCAGAAGUAAAGUGCUGAUGCUGUUUUCCCAAGUAAAUGUGUGUAGGGUUGCAAUCUUAACUGAGAGUGUGCUAUUUAGACUGACAAAAGUCCUACAAAUCCCAGCAUGGAGGAAAUGUUAGGACUUGUUUCUGCCCAAACAUAUGUCACUGAUUUACGUCAUACAAAUUACUUAUUUAUGAUAGUUAAUAGGUGGAGUUGGAAUUAGUAGUUAAAACUAGUCGGGUCAGUCUUAGAGGUGAUGUUCAAACUCAUUUUCCUUUAAGCGUUUAUGCUUUUUAUGUGUCUGUGACACAGACAUUUAUGUAACUGUGCUUGUGGCCUGGAAUUACAAGUAGAACCUUGCUGCUCUUUAUGAAAAGCAGGAAUGGAAUUUGAAAAAAAUCUUUAGUAGAAAUGGAAAGCAUGAAACUAGACAAUUCUGAUAAGCUAUGGAACAAAAUAUUCAGGUAUCCUAGCUGCCAUUUUUGGGUCAGUUGAAUGGUUUCUGGUAAAGAACAUAAUGUUUUCAAGAAAUUACCAAAACAUGACUAUAUUUGUUGGCAAUUCAACUCUUCCAUGCUCCUGCUACUCUCUGCAUUUUGAAUUUUAUAUCCUAGACUUAACCCUCAUACCUAUUCUCAAAAGGAAGAAGACAGUGUAAACUACAGUUCAGUGUGAGCUCUUUCCUUGGAAACUGAGAUACCAGAAUAAAAUUUGGCAAAGCACAUUCAGGACAUCCUUCUGUAACUGAAGGAAGAACAUCCUUUUGUGAACCACCCAGAGAGCUUCAGCUACAGACAAUAUGGAAAUGUAAUCAUUAAUCAUCAUCAUCAUCAUCAUCAACAUCCAUCUGAAAGGACCAAACAUAACAUACAGUACAAUACGCCCCUUGAAGAUAUAAUAUGAAAAUUCCAAUUCACAUCAUUUCAAUACCAUUCUUGGAAAAAAGAACAUGUUUAGGUGCAGAUAUCUUCUGCAUCAGAGAUGAGCAAUCUUUUUGGCCAGAAGAGCCAUAGCUGCUUUCAGCUGGUUUCAGCAUAUGCACUUAUUCUUUACACAGUUAUACCUCCCCUUCUGGCCCAUGGAGAUCUGAUCACACUGGGUACAACUUCUAUCCCCUUCUAAAGAGCCAUUUGACUGACUUGAAUCUCAUGAAACAAGUGUGUCACCUAAAGCAUGUUGAAGAGUCCUAGAGGUGUCUGGAUGCUAAUGGCUGAGGAUUAUCAUUAGAAGAGAGAGAGGCAAAUUUUAAGUGCGUUUGGAAUGUACUGGACCUAUGUACUUCAUGCUUUUUGAUGCUAACUGAGCUGAACCAUGACGUACAUUUAUGCCAACCAUUCUUUUUAAAAUAUAAGGUUUAUGAACUCAGCUUUGACAUUUGAACAUUGUGAAUGCAAAUAAUACACAAAUAUGGGUAUAUACUGUGCAGCUGACUACUUAACAAAAAGCAUUCUGCUAUUUCACUGAAGAACUGGGCUUUGCACUCUAUAAAGCAAUUUGAACUCUGUGAAAAUAUUGCAAAGUAUUCAUUGACUUUAAAGUUACUUCGCAGAAUAAGUGAUUACAAGGGAAAUGGCAAAUGAUAAAAUGAUUGUAGAAAACAUGGACAUUCAGAUGAAAACCAUGGAUGCUCUUCAAGAAGAUAUUGAGAUGAAUGGAGGAUCAAGUGCAAAUGAUAACCAUGAAAAUUACUUCAAUGGGCAUGAUUCACACAGCAAUGAGGGUGAAGAAAAUGGGAAAGAAACAGCUAUGAUCAUGGAAUCGUUAGACUGCUACAAAAGCACUGAACUGUCUUCUAAAUCUAAAAUCCAAAAGGAACUGAUAAAAACAUUGCAAGAACUGAAAGGGCAUCUUCCUCCUGAUAGAAGGCUCAAAGGCAAAUCUAGUAUUUUAGCAACUCUGAAAUAUGCACUGAGGAGCAUUAAACAAGUUAAAGCUAACGAAGAAUAUUACCAGUUGAUGAUGAUUAAUGAAAGCCAUCCUUGCAGUCUUGAUGUAUUCUCCUAUACUGUGGAAGAUGUUGAAAAUAUUACUACAGAGUACAUUAUGAAGAAUGCAGAUAUGUUUGCAGUAGCCGUUUCUUUGGUUACUGGGAAAAUUCUGUAUAUUUCUGAUCAGGCUGCUUCUAUUCUCCAUUGUAAGAAAGACCGCUUUAAAAAUGCCAAAUUUGUGGAGUUUCUGGCACCUCAAGAUGUUAGUGUGUUUUAUAGUUCUACCACUCCAUAUAGAUUGCCAUCCUGGAGUAUUUGCAAUGGAGUAGAGUCUGCUACCCAGGAGUGUAUAGAAGAAAAAUCUUUUUUCUGCCGCAUUAGUACAGGGAAAGAACAUAUAAAUGAGAUCUGCUACCAACCAUUCCGUAUGACUCCGUACCUUAUUAAAGCACAAGAUGCAGAAGAACAGCUUUGUUGUGUGUUGCUUGCAGAAAAGGUGCAUUCUGGUUAUGAAGCACCUAGAAUUCCUCCAAAUAAAAGAGUCUUUACAACCACGCAUACGCCAGGUUGUUUGUUCCAAGAUAUAGAUGAAAGAGCGGUACCUCUGCUGGGAUACUUGCCGCAGGACUUAAUUGGAACACCAGUCUUAGUGCAUCUUCAUCCAAGUGACAGACCUUUAAUGCUAGCAAUUCACAAAAAAAUACUUCAGUGUGGUGGACAGCCGUUUGAUUACUCACCAAUCAGGUUCUGCACUAGAAAUGGUGAAUACAUAACUCUGGAUACUAGUUGGUCCAGUUUCAUCAAUCCUUGGAGUCGAAAGAUUUCCUUUAUAAUCGGAAGACACAAAGUUAGAACAGGUCCCUUGAAUGAAGAUGUGUUUGCACCUCAUUGCACGGAGGAAAAAAUUCUUCACCCAAGCAUUCAGGAAAUUACAGAGCAAAUACAUCGGUUAUUAUUGCAGCCUGUGCAUAACAGUGGCUCUAGCGGCUACGGAAGCUUGGGGAGCAAUGGGUCGCAUGAACACCUAAUGAGUGUGGCUUCAUCCAGUGACAGCAACGGGAACAAUAAUGAGGAUACACAGAGGAUACCAAAGCCUAAUUCUUCUCAAGAUAUUUGUAAAAAUGGUCGUGUGGCCAAAAAUAAAGGGGAGCAUGCGUUCGUUGACUCCAGGUCAAAGCUUGAAAAUCAGAAGAAAUCUUACGGAGAGAAACUCAGUGAUUGUCGUGCCCUUGCGAAAGGCGCAGCUCAGUCAGCUGAAAACGAUAAUGCUGUUGGAAUUGCGUGUCAAAGGAACCUGGCUGCAGAAGAACUGGCUUGGGGGGAGCAGCCUGCAUAUUCAUAUCAACAGAUUAGUUGUUUAGAUAGUGUUAUCAGGUAUUUGGAAAGUUGCAGUGCAGCUGAUGAAGUGAAGAAAAAGCCUCAGUCUACAUCAAGCACUGUUUCACUUAAUCCUGAAAUACACAGAAAGAAAAUGGAUAGUACCAUUGAAACAUCCACAGAAGAAAGUGGGCUGUCAAAACCUCACAUCGGCCCUACAGUGUUGGAGUCACCUGACAAAUCAAACGCUUCUGUUGUUGGUGGCCACCUAACUUCUUUGACUUUGCCUGGAAAGCCAGAAAGUGUUGUAUCGUUUACCAGUCAAUGCAGCUACAGCAGCACUAUAGUUCAUGUUGGAGACAAAAAAACGCAACCUGAAUUAGAAAUAAUAGAAGAUGGUCCCAGUGGAACAGAACCCAUAGAAAAUCAACAAUCUAGCACUGCACAAAAGAACCAGGAAAAAGAGGCCUUUAAAAAAUUGGGACUUACAAAAGAAGUCCUUGCAGUGCAUACACAAAAAGAAGAGCAGAGCUUUCUGAACAAAUGUAAAGAAAUUAAAAGAUUCCAUAUUUUUCAAUAUCAUUGCAAUUACUACUUUCAAGACAGACCCAAGGGACAGCGUGGUGAACAUGGUAUGCAUGGACUGCAGCAUGGCUCUGGAAUAGAUCAGUCUUGGAAAAAAAGUGGGAAGAACAGGAAAUCUAAGUCAAAACGACAUAAGCCUCAUGAAUCUUCAGAUAGUACAACUUCUGGUACCAAACCUCCACACAGGAUUCCUCUGCUGGGCUUAAAUAAUACCGCUUGGUCUCCAUCAGAUACUUCCCAAGCCAGUUAUUCUGCCAUGCCUUUUCCUGCAGUUAUGCCUGCAUAUACACUCCCAGUUUUUCCACCCACUGGAAAUGUUCACCCAGGUCCUGAAACUUCUCUUUCUGGUUUGAAUGAAUCACCGGACUUGGGAAAUCAUUGUCCAUUGCCUUUAUCGCAAUUCCCUGCACCACUAGUGACUCCGGUGGUAGCACUUGUACUCCCCAACUAUGUGUAUCCUCAGGUGAACAAUGGUAUCCCUCAAACACUUUAUCCUGAUCCACCUACCUUUUCUGCUCAGCCUUCUUUCUCUUCACAAGCACCGUUUACAGCACAGACUCCAUUCAAUGCCUCAAACACAUUCCCUCCUCAGACUAUUUUUCAGACAGAACCAUUCCAUUAUAAUCCAUCAGCACAUAGUGAAAAGACCCGUGUUAUAGAAUCCCGAAAUGAACCCUCCCGUUCCUGCACUCCUCAGUCUCUGGGUCCACAAGACCAGGCUUCAGCACCAUUGUUCCAGUCACGGUGCAGUUCUCCUCUACAGCUGAACCUUCUACAAUUAGAAGAAAUGCCAAAAGUGACUGAAAGUGGAGCUGCCAGUAUGCUGGGGAACUAUGGAACUUUAGCCGAUGGAGGAACCACAAACAAACCCAUGAGUUCAGAUGACUGUAACAGAAAAGUAUCCUCCCCUGUUGAAUUUCCGAUGGAAGCUCAAAGUAGUGAUGCCUUCUCUGUAUCCAGCGAUAUACUUGAUAUUUUACUUCAGGAAGAUGCAAGUUCAGGCACUGGGUCUGCCUUAUCAGGAAGUGGUGCAUCAGCAGCUGCUGAGUCUUUAGGAUCAGGUUCAAAUGGAUGUGGCACGUCAGGUAGUGGAACAGGAAGUAGUGAGACAAGUCAUACCAGCAAGUAUUUCGGGAGCAUCGAUUCCUCAGAAAACAAUCAUAAAACCAAGAGCUCAGAAAUGGAAGAAAGUGAGCAGUUUAUUAAAUAUGUCCUGCAGGAUCCCAUCUGGCUACUGAUGGCAAAUACAGAUGAUGCUGUUAUGAUGACUUACCAGAUACCCUCCCGUGACUUAGAAGCUGUUUUAGAAGAAGACAAAUUGAAACUGAAACAAAUGCAAAAGUUUCAACCAAAGUUUACUGAAGAGCAAAAAAGAGAGCUACUUGAAGUGCAUCCAUGGAUUCAGAAGGGUGGACUUCCGGAGGCGGUUGCUAAUUCAGAGUGUGUUUAUUGUGAAGAAAAUGCUAAUAGCAGAUCUUAUGCACAAGAUGAAGAAAUCCAUGAAAUGGAGCUUAAUGAAAUGAGUGAAGCUAGUGGGGAAACUAGUUUGGCUGCCUGGAACCCAGUUGUCAGUGAAAAUGUCUAAUCAAUGAAUACCUGUUUCAGAAAUACCUGGUUGUAAUUAUUGCCGUGGAUCAAUAGAUCUUUAAGGUUUUUAAGCUUGUUUCUUGUGAAAUAAUUCCAUUUUAUAAAAAACAAAUGGAUUUUUUGUUCUAGAAAAAGGUCAUUUGUGAUUAAUUUCUUUGAAUGGGGACAUUCCUUUUCCUUCUAGCAACCAUUGUAUUUUUAGCAGAUGUAUAUUCCUAUUUAAUAUUUCUAAAAACAAAUCUUUCACAUUCUGAAAAACCUACAAUAAUUCUUCAAAAUUACAGCAAAUAUUAUCAAGACCUGACUGGAUACAUUAAGGGAUGUUGCAAAGUACUGGGCCAUCCUAGAUUUCUUUUUUCUAAUUUCUGUUUUUCAGUAAAAUAUAAUUUACAAAUUUAUUGUAUAUUUUCCAGUUUGGAAUAUCAGGAAUGAAUUCCAGAUUAGUGGACACUAAAUCUUUUACACAAUAUUUUACAAAUGUUUUACUUAUUUUUUUAAAAAAAUUAACCUUCCUGUUAUAUCUGUAGUCUGAUUUACUGGUGUUACUAUUUUCACCUUUCUGAAGAAUCCAAAUACCCGUUCAAUAUGUUAAAAAUCCCUGAUAACUUUUUACUUCAGCAUCAAAACAUAAUAAUUCUAUUCAUUAUAAAUUCUCAUAAUAAAAUACUGAUAAUUCUAUUUGUUAUAAAUUCUGAUAAGUUAUCUUUUAAAUUUAUAUCAGAGGCAUGUUUGUUAAAAUGUUAACGCUGACAUGCAUUCCCACUAAUUAAUCUUUCAUCAGCCAUUAGCAAUUGUCUUUUUUCAAAUGUUUUUGCUGAGAAGCAUACUAAACUUUACAAGUACCAAAAAACAAAAUUACUACUCCCUGUCAGUACAUGCUUACAUGCCACAUGGACCUCCAAACAUUAGCAUUCUGACCAGAAUCAUUUACUCAGCAUGAAGAGGAUAAUCUUGAUAAUAAGGUGGUAAAAAUGAUAAAGUAUAUUAGGGAAGUCAACUGUAAUUUGAAACUUAAAUUACAUCUACCUUCUCUAGCUGCAGUUCUCUUUCAGACUUUUUGAAGCUUGCCUUUACUUCGGUUUCUGUAACUUUGAAAGAUAGUAGAAAGGCUGAUGUAGCAGUGUUCUAAAAAUAUUGUUUGUAGCUGGAUAUUAUAAAAGAUUAUCUCAGGAUAUAGUAACAGCUUAGUAACCCUUUUCAAACUAUGUAUAAAUGCAUAAAUAUACUACAUUUAUACAUAUAAAUACAUCUGUGUAUAUGUAUAAAUGUGUAAAAAUAACAUACUAAAUGGUGUUCCAGAUGUUAUCAUUUUUGCUAUCAGACACAGUAAAAAACCUGAUGAGUAAUUUACUGAGACAAAGAUUUAGUCUGACAGCAUCUGGUAAUCUAUGUUUUAACAAAACAAGGAAGCCUCAAAAUUUCCUUGUUUGUUGAUAUAUUCAUGUUGGGUUUUUUCCCCAAACUUUCCUGCCGGCAUUUUUGAAUGUGAAUCCAGUGAUCAGUUGGCUAAGAACCAGCAGUUUAUCUGGAUGGAUAAAUUACAAACUUUAAUUGUGAAUUGUAUAGACUAAGAUCCCCCUGUCCCAGAAUUUGCUCCUGUAAAUUUAUUCUAGUGCCUCCUAAUUUUUGUAUUAUAAGAAAGGGGUAAAUAAUCCAGUGUGCACCUGUUCUACACCCUUCUCUCAGAAUAUCUCAUGUUUUAAAAGAGUGAAAUUUAUGUGCAUGUACAAACCAUGAUACAGCUUUAUUUUAAAUCCUCGUUCAUUAAAAUGUGUAUGAAUACUGCUGGUACAUCAGCAUAUUGUGCAUAUCCUGUUGUGCUUAAACAACUGUUUUAAAUGUUCCUCAACCAGGGUACCUUUGAGAAAUGAGUUUUAUCUAAUGAUAUAUCGUUAAACUUUGUUCUACAAUCACUUAUGCACAGCUUUUAUGUAUUGUAUUUGAAUCUCAUAGUAAAUUAUCAGUGUUAAAAAUGAAGGCCACAAUACAGACAGUCAUACAAUUAUGACUUCGGGCUUGUGAUUUUUCGGAGCAGUUUCCCCCGCUCCCCCAUGGUGCAUGGUGAUCUAUUUUGUGUGUGUGAUUCCAUUGACAAUUUAGAGAGAGGAGAGAGAGGUAUUUCAAGCCUUUAAUGGAUGCAUUAAUACCAAUGACUAUACCCUUUUAAACUACAUCAUUCUUUAUAGGGUGGAAUUUAAAAGUUCCCAUAAACUUUUUGAACAGCAGUUCUCCAUUUUUAGACAAAAUUAUAAAAUCAACUUUCUUCAAAUUUGUAGUAGACUUGUUUUAGCUUAGAAUGAGAGAACGUUGUUAUGUGGUUUUCCCCUCUGCAAACAAUGUUUUCUGUACACUGUGCAAUAUUUGGUUUUUUGUCACUUGUGACCACUUUUUAUUACAUGCUUUCUAGAAAAUUCGUAAAUAAAGCCAAUUUAUUUUU
Molecule: messenger RNA, 9483 nt
Organism: Varanus komodoensis (Komodo dragon)
Lineage: Eukaryota; Metazoa; Chordata; Lepidosauria; Squamata; Varanidae
Gene: PER2
Product: period circadian regulator 2
Exons: 25
Coding region: 3199-7044 (1281 amino acids)
Biological process (GO): entrainment of circadian clock by photoperiod; circadian regulation of gene expression; negative regulation of transcription by RNA polymerase II
Cellular component (GO): cytoplasm; nucleus
Molecular function (GO): transcription corepressor binding; transcription cis-regulatory region binding
Source: RefSeq, a predicted model, not a curated record